GCCUUCCGACCAAGUCAGUAUCGCUCUUGUGAUUUUGUGCACAGGACAGCGGAGAGCCCGCAAAACAACGUCACGGACAUUCUGUGUGGCACAUCAAUCGGGAAUUGUUUUUGUGAAGAAUCGUGUGAAUAGUGGAUGGUGUCAAAUAUUGGACCGAGGAACAAGAAAAGUGUUUUUUUUUUUGUGAAUUUACAAAUUUAGUGGCGAAUUUUCGCGCUGGCCAUUUUCAAUUGUAGAUUUAUUUGUUUUGUGUUACUUUGUUUUGGUCAAUGAAAAUAUUUAACAACAAGUGCAAACACACACACACAUUCUAAGGUACUACACGCACACACACAUGCCUGUUUGCAUGUAUGUGUAUGUCCCAUUUUUCGACAAGAAAAGGGGGGUGGAAAUGUCAGAGUGCCGUUGACAGCUACAGCGGUUGACAUUUCACCAGAGUGUGGAGACUUUGUUUGUCUGUUGUCACUGCCUGCUGAUACUUGGUGUUUGAACACCAAUAACAGUAACAGCUACAGCAGCAGCAGCAUCUCAUCCGCCACUGUUAUUACAGCCAGUACUAAAAACAAUGGCAGUACUAAAUUUUUAUAGACGUCAUUGCCAUCGCCUUUAAGAUGGGAGCUCAACGCAGAGGACGAAGAAGAAGAAGAAUCGCGUAAACUACGUUUGUUUGUUUGUAAAUAAAACCCGGCUAAGACAAGGUCAAAAUAGUUACGAACUGUCGCCCCAUCGCCAGUACAACAAAAACAAAACAAAAAGGUAUCAAAAAUUAUUUGCGUCCGCCACGCCUGCACGUGAUAAAGCGCAUCAGUUACGACGUCACACCAUAAAAAGCCACAGACGCGCAUACAUACACGUUUAACUCCGCCCACUUUCCUCCCUCGGAGGAUGGUCGUUAUGACGUAAAUAUCCGAAAUGCGCCCGCGGUUAUAACAAUUCAAAUAAGAGUAUCGUCUCAGUUCAAACUAACAACAGUGCAAUUGCCCCUCCCGCGCCUCCAUCAUUCCGCCGGGGGACCAACACCAUGUCGGCGCUACAUUACAAAUGUACGCUUUGGUCCCACUUCAAAUGGUUGUGCCUCCUAAUGCUACUAAUCCUUCUGUGCCAAAGCGUCCAGGCGAAUCCAGAUGCGAAACGACUCUACGAUGAUCUGCUCAGCAACUACAAUCGUCUAAUUCGACCGGUCAGCAAUAAUACAGACACGGUCCUGGUCAAGUUGGGUCUGCGAUUGUCACAGCUGAUCGAUUUGAAUUUAAAGGAUCAGAUUCUAACCACAAACGUGUGGCUGGAACAUGAGUGGCAGGACCACAAAUUCAAAUGGGAUCCUUCGGAAUAUGGCGGUGUUACCGAACUCUAUGUGCCCUCGGAACACAUCUGGCUUCCCGACAUCGUGCUCUACAACAAUGCCGACGGCGAGUACGUCGUGACCACCAUGACCAAAGCCAUUCUACACUACACCGGGAAAGUAGUCUGGACACCACCGGCCAUUUUCAAGUCCUCCUGCGAAAUCGAUGUUCGCUACUUUCCUUUCGACCAGCAAACGUGUUUCAUGAAAUUCGGAUCGUGGACCUAUGACGGUGACCAGAUCGAUUUGAAGCACAUCAACCAGAAGAACGACAAGGAUAACAAGGUAGAGAUCGGCAUUGACUUGCGCGAAUACUAUCCCAGUGUGGAAUGGGACAUUUUGGGAGUGCCAGCGGAACGGCAUGAGAAAUAUUAUCCUUGCUGUGCAGAACCGUAUCCCGACAUAUUCUUCAACAUCACCCUGCGCCGCAAGACCCUCUUCUAUACCGUCAAUCUGAUCAUUCCCACCGUCGGCAUAUCGUAUCUGUCGGUACUGGUGUUCUACUUGCCCGCCGAUUCGGGCGAAAAAAUCGCCCUGUGCAUCAGCAUUUUGUUGUCGCAGACCAUGUUCUUUUUGCUCAUAUCCGAAAUCAUACCCUCCACCUCACUGGCCCUGCCGCUGUUGGGCAAGUACUUGCUCUUCACCAUGCUGCUGGUCGGGCUCAGUGUCGUCAUCACCAUCAUCAUUCUGAACAUCCAUUACCGUAAGCCGAGCACCCAUCGCAUGGCGCCCUGGGUGAGGUCGUUCUUCAUUAAGCGUCUUCCCAAGCUGCUGCUGAUGCGAGUCCCCAAGGAUCUGCUGCGAGACCUGGCUGCCAAUAAGGUCAACUACAACAUGAACUUUAACAAGACGAAGUUCGGCAAGGCAUUGAUGGAUGAAAUGAACAUCAGUUCGGGCGAUUCCAGUCCCGACUCCAUACGUCGUAUGCAGGGUCGUGUGGGUAAUGGUCUUCACAGUGCCUCGGCCACGAAUAGAUUUAGUGGCAUGAUGGGGGUUUUGGGUGGCGGCCUUAGCACCUUGAGCGGCUACAACGGACUGCCGUCUGUGCUCUCCGGAUUGGACGAUUCCCUGAGUGAUGUGGCACCACGGAAAAAAUAUCCAUUUGAGUUGGAAAAGGCCAUCCACAACGUCAUGUUCAUACAAAACCAUAUGCAGCGCCAGGACGAAUUCAAUGCGGAAGAUCAAGACUGGGGCUUUGUCGCCAUGGUAUUGGAUCGUUUAUUUCUCUGGAUCUUCGCUAUUGCAUCCCUUGUGGGUACAUUCAUGAUACUGGGCGAGGCUCCGUCCCUAUACGACGACACAAAACCCAUCGAUGUGGAACUGUCAGUUAUUGCCCAGCAAAUCUACAAUCUGACCGAGAAGAAGUCGUAAGAGUCCUCCUGCACCCGCAACCCCAUUGCACUGAUGUCGUAUCCUGCAGCGGCCGGCCUCCCCUCUGCCCCGGAAACAAAACUCCAACACACCUCGAAUGUUAACAAAUGUCAAGUCUCACUCAACGCUCUGACUAAAUCAAUAAAAUUUAUUAGAAUUAAUGCGAUUUUUGUAGUUUAAGGCCGAAUGCAACAA
Messenger RNA from Musca domestica (house fly), 2908 nucleotides. RefSeq names its product acetylcholine receptor subunit alpha-like 2-like (gene nAChRalpha2). Gene Ontology annotation, cellular component: synapse; neuron projection; postsynaptic membrane. The transcript has 7 exons. Bases 1022 to 2713 code for a protein of 563 amino acids. The record is from RefSeq and is a predicted model, not a curated record. Gene Ontology annotation, molecular function: acetylcholine-gated monoatomic cation-selective channel activity; transmembrane signaling receptor activity. Lineage: Eukaryota; Metazoa; Arthropoda; Insecta; Diptera; Muscidae. Gene Ontology annotation, biological process: regulation of membrane potential; chemical synaptic transmission; monoatomic ion transmembrane transport.